This is a messenger RNA of Aspergillus aculeatinus CBS 121060, 546 nucleotides long. RefSeq lists its product as uncharacterized. Bases 114 to 419 code for a protein of 101 amino acids. The transcript has a single exon. The record is from RefSeq and is a predicted model, not a curated record. Lineage: Eukaryota; Fungi; Ascomycota; Eurotiomycetes; Eurotiales; Aspergillaceae.
CUUCCACUUUGCAUAGAAAUAUGGUAACUUGAGUGCAUAGUACAGUAGUGGAGCCUCAGGCACCAAAAGCCGAUAAGAUAACUACUAAGUUAACGAGGGGAGGCUGCUGAGUCAUGCCAGUUGCCGGGGCCACGAAGGAACCGCCCAAACAAAAGAGCGUCAUCCCCAGCCUCUCCCCAACCACCUCAAUUUCCGUCUGGGCGUCGCUUGUUCUGCCGCUUGCGUUGCGUUGUUUCUUGCUCUGCCUUCAUCCUCUAAGCUACUGUGAGCAAGCCAGUGCUAACACAGUUGGUAGUGCACACCAAGCUAGCAUUUGUGCUCACAUCCACCUUGCACACUGCAUUCCAACCAUCGGUCUACUAUCUAGAUUCUGGUACCCGAGCAUACCAUAUACAUCUCAAAGUGGAUCGGGUGAUUGAGAUCGAGCCCACCAGGAUACCCAAAGUGUCACUUUCAGUGGGUAAGACAUCCCGCAUUCCAGCUCAAGUCAAUCAAUCAUACAUUCGUCUCUAUCCAUCAAAGAUCAAUCAGUCAAUCUAUCAAUCA